This is a messenger RNA of Tribolium castaneum (red flour beetle), 1087 nucleotides long. RefSeq names its product peritrophic matrix protein 2-C (gene Pmp2-c). The record is from RefSeq and is marked provisional. Gene Ontology annotation, cellular component: extracellular region. NCBI's taxonomy places the organism in Eukaryota, Metazoa, Arthropoda, Insecta, Coleoptera, Tenebrionidae. Gene Ontology annotation, molecular function: chitin binding.
AAUAAAGAUGAUCAAAGUUUUGUUUUUUUUUGGAGUCACACUCUGUGGUGUUUUGGCAGACGGCAACGAAAUCGUUUGCCCUGCUGUUGAUCCUCCAACCCCGGUGUAUUUUCCGCACGAAAGCGACUGUAGCAAAUUUUACGAAUGUCACGAUGGUACUCCCCAUCUUUUGGAAUGUCCAGAAGGGCUGGACUUUAACCCUGAGCUAAACGUAUGCGAUUAUCCCGAACAAGCGGGUUGUAGGGGAAAAACAACUUCAGAAAUUUCAAGUUCUGCCAGCCCUACAACUUCCACCAGUCAUUCCGAUUCAACUAGUAGUACUAGUGCUAAACCAUCAACUCCAACACCAAAACCAACUACCGAAAGUACUUCAAACCCAACAAGUCACUCAAAGUCUACAAGCACAAGCUCGCGACCAACUCAUCCAACAAAAUCAACUCACCCAACCAAACAUCCAACCCAUUCUACCAGCACAAGACCGACUCACUCGACCACCGAAAAGCCCACAAGUACCUGGAAACCUACGAGUAGUACCCACAAAACUACAACUGAUGACAAUUCGUCAAGUGAUUCGGAUUCCGACUCAAGUGAUUCAGAUGAUUCGAGCAAAUCUGAUGAUGAUUCUGACAGUUCUGAUUCAAAAUCUGAUCACCAUCACCAUCAUGAUUCGAACAAAUCUGAUGAUUCUGAUAGUUCUGAUUCGAAAUCUAACCACCAUCACGAGCACCACAACCAUCAUCACAACCAUCACCACGACCACAAUCAUCACAACCAUCAUGGUUCCGAUCACCACCACCAGCACCACCAUAAUUCGGAUCAAUCUGAUGAUGACCUGACGGAAUCUGGUGAUUCCAAAUUGGACAAAAAUAUCCUUUACGACAUACUCUUUGGAGGAAUUGAUGGUCUGGCAGGAGAGGAAUGCACUUCUGAUGCUAUUUCUUCAGUGAAAGCGCACCCUUACGACUGCACUAAAUAUUUGAAUUGCUACAAUGGGGCGUAUUUGGUGAAAACGUGCCCAGAAAAAUACAUGUUUCAUUCAAUUGUACGCAUUUGUGUUCCUCCCAGCUAUGCCAGUUGUAAUAAAUAA